Messenger RNA from Sorghum bicolor (sorghum), 1641 nucleotides. RefSeq names its product class E basic helix-loop-helix protein 22. The transcript has a single exon. Bases 544 to 1347 code for a protein of 267 amino acids. The record is from RefSeq and is a predicted model, not a curated record. Lineage: Eukaryota; Viridiplantae; Streptophyta; Magnoliopsida; Poales; Poaceae.
AUUGUUUACUUCGCGCGAUCAAGUUUGACAAAACAUCUUAUCGAGAGAUAAUAUCUCACUUCUCCUUUUCCUGUACUAGCAGAUAAUCCCAGUUGCAUUUUUUUUUCUACCACCAUUUUUUUCUUCUUCAUAUGCUUACACCAGCAAAUUAAAGCCGCACUCUCUGUCUGUCUGUGUCUGUGUCUCUGCUCUCAUCACCCACAGGACAACCUCUUUUGAUUAUGCCCACUAAUCUUGCCGUGUCACAUGCUCGUUGGUCGUCGGCAAAAGUCAGCUUCGGAUCGCAGAUCAGAAGAGAAGAGAGAUAGAGAGAGAGGAGAGGAGAGAGAGAGAGAGAGAGCAGAUAAAGGGCGCCGGUGGAGGUGAUGAGAGAGAUCAGAGAUGAGCAGCAAGUAGACAGCCUUCUCAUUCCUCAACUCUCAAGCUAGCUAGCGGCACCUACUUCUUUCACUCUGCUUCCCCCUCUCUCUCUCUCUCUCUCUCUCUCUCUCUCUCUGGGCAAGAAGAGCAGUCGAGCAGAGUGUAGUGCAGUGUGCACAGUGCAUGUUCGCCAUGGCAAGCGGCGGCGGCGGUGGCGGCGGCAAGGAGGAGCCUGGGUUGUUGGUGAAGCAAGGGAGCAAGCUGCACGCCAAGAUGCUGUCCAAGGAGGCGGCGGCGCAGCUGGCGGUGCCGUCGUUCCGGGUGUACUACCCCGUAGCCUCGGCGGGCGCGGUGCCGUUCCUGUGGGAGUCGCAGCCGGGCACGCCCAAGAACGACUCGCCCUCCUUGGCCGCGCUCCCGCCGCUCACCCCGCCGCCGUCCUACUACUCCUCCUCCUCCGCGGGCAGGAGCGGCGCCGGCGGCCGCUCCAAGACCCACCGCCCCGGCCGCGGCCUCCUCGGCGCCAUCUUCCCCAGGAGGAUCACCCUCCUCCGCCUGAGGCCCGGCGGCGGCGGCAGCAGCAGCCGGACGACGCCGGCGGCGUGCUCGUCCGCCUGGUCCUCCUCCUCCUGGUCGUCCUCCACCAGCUCGAGCUCCAACACGUCGUCCACCAUGUCGCCCGUCUUCACCGUGCAGUCGCAGUCGUCGCCCGCCGUGCACGUGGUGGGGGCUUCCCGCGGCCACCACAGGCGCGCGUUCUCGGCUGGCGCCAGCGGCGGCGGCGGCGACGACGACGACGACGCGGAGGCGGAGGAAGCCGCCACGCCGCGGUGCUUCUGGACGGACCGCGAGUGCUGCGAGAGGCGGGUGAUGGUCAAGGGGUGCGGCGUCGCCGUGGCCGUCAGGAACGCGCUGGCCACCGUCGUCGCCGGCGGCAAGCCCGGCCGGCGAGCUGCCGCCACUGCCACUACCAGCGCCGCAGCAUAGAGAGGCUUUUUGAUUGAUAUAUGAAUAUGCUUAAAGCUCAGGGUGUGCUUUGCAUUUUGCCGCAGCAGGUGUAAUGUAAUCUAUGUGCUUUGUAGUAACUUGACGUGCAAUGCCAAAAUUAAUCGUGCAUGACAUAUAUAUAUGAAACAUAUAUAUAUUUAUAACAGUAAGUAUCUACGUCAUGUACGCAUGUGUGUAUGUAUUUUACCGUAUAUAUAUGUGUGUAUAUGUAUCCUCCUGUUUACUAUCUGGUCCUGCAAAAAUAUUUGUGCUUGUCCCAAAGUUGUUUUUUUU